Dentiscutata erythropus is the source of this 759-nucleotide messenger RNA. Lineage: Eukaryota; Fungi; Glomeromycota; Glomeromycetes; Diversisporales; Gigasporaceae. The record is from the annotation of a GenBank genome assembly.
AUGGAAAAUCAAUACGAUGUAUCUUCUGUUUACGCCAUAUUCCCCUCGAAUACUUCCCCUAUACAAUCGAUAACCAAUUCCGAUACGAUAAUAUCAACGAAUUCUUGUACAGGAAGUUAUAUGUUACCUAGCCCAAAAUAUGGUGUUAAACAACUUAAUGCAUAUUUUCAGUUUCAAAACACUCAACCACCAUUAUUGAUACAGCAACCGGACGUCGCCGCGUCUCUGUAUUAUCCUACACAGCUAGUUGCUUCAGCACAACCCGUACCUUCAUCUGUAAAUAUCCCGAAACAUCAACUUUCUUCGUCAAUUUAUCCAAUAAACGGGUUCAAAAUUGAGUGUUCUGAUAAUCUUAAUGAUUCAAUGGCUGUCACACAAGAAGAUGCUAUCGAUUCCAAACUUCAUUUCGUAUCAACUACAAAUCCUUUUGAUAGUGGCUAUCCGCCGACGCCAACUACUCCUCGUAAUGAAAUUUUAUUACCAAUGACCCCUCCUCCAACUGAAAUAAACCCUGCUGUUUAUUAUUAUGAUCAAGGACAUCAUUUCCUUCAUAUCGUAAAACCUCCUGAUUAUAAUCAAGCAUUUAGCCAUUUUAUGCUUGCUGUGAAAUUUGGUUCAUCACGUGCAAAACAUCAAAUUGCUUACUGCUUGCAACACGGUAUUGGUACAACUAAAGAUGAAAAAAAGGCUGUUGAACUCUAUUUGGAAAAUGUCAAUUUAAACCCUCCAAAUGCUGCUAGUCUAUCACGCUGUCAAUGA